AUGUUACGCUACACUUGUUCUGGAGAAUUUAAACGUAAGCCACGGAAUCAUAUAUUAUGUACACGAAUGCGUCGCAUGAUAUAUGAGGGACACGAUUCGAAGCUUGCGGCGGUCACCACCGAGUUUCAGCUCAAAGGAAAUCUCAUUUUGCACCCCCUUAGCCCCCCCUCGGGCCACCCACAACCCGCUACCCCCUCGCCCGCCCCAAGCGAAGUUCUAUUAAAAUUAUUUGAGAAAACUCAACACCAGGCUACCCUCCACACUCCUCGCCCUGUUUACGAGGUGUAUUUAUGGCUGGCCAGCAAACUCAUCAAAUUUUCGUCGGGUGUACAAGCGAAGCAAUUAAUACCCAUUUCAAUCAUACGUGGGGUGGUGCUGCGAGGGCGGCGGUCGAGCAGAUCAAGGGCGCGCGAGGCUGCGGGGGGUUGGCCGGGCGGGAGGGAGCGGGCCGCGGGGGAGGGAUGCUGCGCGGUAAUGCGCGCAGAUCAAUAUCUCAUGUUGCCGGGGUGA
Danaus chrysippus (African queen) is the source of this 510-nucleotide messenger RNA. The record is from the annotation of a GenBank genome assembly. Lineage: Eukaryota; Metazoa; Arthropoda; Insecta; Lepidoptera; Nymphalidae.